Molecule: messenger RNA, 564 nt
Organism: Cyprinus carpio (common carp)
Lineage: Eukaryota; Metazoa; Chordata; Actinopteri; Cypriniformes; Cyprinidae
Product: stathmin-like
Exons: 4
Coding region: 33-476 (147 amino acids)
Source: RefSeq, a predicted model, not a curated record
GCAUACGUCGACCCCUCUAGUCUUCUGCAACAAUGGCUUCAGGAGAUAUUCAUGUGAAGGAGCUGGACAAGCGUGCCUCGGGACAAGCUUUUGAGGUCAUCCUUGGGAGUCCUGCUCCAGAUGCCAAGGCAGAGUUCCCGCUCUCUCCUCUGAAGAAGAAGGACCUUUCCUUGGAGGAGAUCCAGAGGAAACUAGCCGCUGCAGAAGAGAGACGCAAGUCUUAUGAAGCGGAGGUUCUGAAACACUUAGCAGAGAAGCGUGAGCAUGAGAAGGAGGUGCUUCAGAAAGCUCUAGAAGAAAACAACAACUUCAGCAAGAUGGCAGAAGAGAAACUGAACCAGAAGAUGGAAGCCAACAAAGAAAACCGUUCGGCCAUCAUGGCAGCCAUGAACGAGAAGUUCAAAGAGAAGGACAAGAAGCUGGAAGAGGUUCGAAAAAACAAAGAAAACAAAGAGGUCACCUGUGAAGAAAACUGAAAAAUGUACAAUUACAGGGGAUCCUGGUGGGGUUUUUUACAUUUCCAAAGAUUUUUUUUUUUUUUUUUUUUUUUUUUUUUUUUUUUUU